CUAGAGCCGCUGUCUCCCCGCCCUUGGGGCCCAGCUUCCCUCCCCCAGGGCCACGGCCCCUCCCGUCAAAGGAAGUGAGAGGGGCUGUUGUAAGAGGAACCGAGGGCCAGGAGCCGGUGAGGAAGGGAGCAGGGCCAUGCCCAAGCCGCCCCCAAGAGCCCUCUGAGCCUGUGCCCCUGCCACAGCCCUUCCGGUGACCCCCCAGGAGCCGGACGCCAACCCCACCAUGGGCAGCAAGGAGCGCUUCCACUGGCAAAGCCACAACGUGAAGCAAAGCGGCGUGGACGACAUGGUGCUGCUGCCCCAGAUCACCGAGGACGCCAUCGUGGGCAACCUGCGCAAGCGCUUCAUGGACGACUACAUCUUCACCUACAUCGGCUCGGUGCUCAUCUCCGUAAAUCCCUUCAAGCAGAUGCCCUACUUCACUGACCGUGAGAUCGAUCUCUACCAGGGCGCGGCCCAGUACGAGAACCCCCCGCACAUCUACGCCCUCACAGACAACAUGUACCGCAACAUGCUCAUCGACUGUGAGAACCAGUGCGUCAUCAUCAGUGGAGAGAGUGGAGCUGGGAAGACAGUGGCCGCAAAAUACAUCAUGGGCUACAUCUCCAAGGUGUCUGGCGGGGGAGAGAAGGUCCAGCACGUCAAGGACAUCAUCCUGCAGUCCAACCCGCUGCUGGAGGCCUUCGGCAAUGCCAAAACCGUGCGCAACAACAAUUCCAGCCGAUUUGGCAAGUACUUUGAGAUCCAGUUUAGCCGUGGCGGGGAGCCAGAUGGGGGCAAGAUCUCCAACUUCUUGCUAGAGAAGUCCCGCGUGGUCAUGCAGAAUGAAAAUGAGAGGAACUUUCACAUCUACUACCAGCUGUUGGAAGGGGCCUCGCAGGAGCAGCGCCAGAACCUGGGGCUCAUGACGCCCGACUACUAUUACUACCUCAACCAGUCAGACACCUACAAGGUGGAUGGCACCGAUGACAGGAGCGACUUCAGUGAGACCCUGAGUGCCAUGCAAGUCAUUGGGAUCCCACCCAGCGUCCAGCAGCUGGUUCUGCAGCUGGUGGCAGGGAUCCUACACCUGGGGAACAUCAGUUUCUGUGAAGAGGGGAAUUACGCCCAGGUGGAGAGUGCAGACCUCCUGGCCUUUCCUGCCUACCUGCUGGGCAUUGACAGCGGGCGGCUGCAGGAGAAGCUGACCAGCCGCAAGAUGGACAGCCGCUGGGGCGGACGCAGUGAGUCCAUUAAUGUGACCCUCAACGUGGAGCAGGCAGCCUACACCCGUGACGCCCUGGCCAAGGGACUCUAUGCCCGCCUCUUCGACUUCCUGGUGGAGGCCAUCAACCGUGCGAUGCAGAAGCCCCAGGAGGAGUACAGUAUCGGUGUCCUUGACAUCUAUGGCUUCGAGAUUUUCCAGAAAAAUGGUUUUGAGCAGUUCUGCAUCAACUUCGUCAAUGAAAAGCUGCAACAAAUCUUCAUCGAGCUCACCCUGAAGGCUGAGCAGGAGGAGUAUGUGCAGGAGGGCAUCCGCUGGACCCCCAUCGAGUACUUCAACAACAAAGUCGUCUGUGACCUCAUUGAAAACAAGCUGAGCCCCCCGGGCAUCAUGAGCGUGCUGGACGACGUGUGCGCCACCAUGCACGCCACAGGCGGAGGUGCCGACCAGACGCUGCUGCAGAAGCUGCAGGCGGCCGUGGGCACCCACGAGCACUUCAACAGCUGGAGCGCGGGGUUCGUCAUCCACCACUACGCCGGCAAAGUCUCCUAUGACGUCAGCGGCUUCUGCGAGAGGAACCGGGAUGUCCUCUUCUCUGACCUUAUAGAGCUGAUGCAGACCAGCGAGCGGGCCUUCCUCCGGAUGCUCUUUCCUGAGAAGCUGGAUGUGGACAAGAAGGGCCGUCCGAGCACUGCUGGCUCCAAGAUCAAGAAACAAGCCAACGACCUGGUGGCCACUCUGAAGAGGUGCACCCCCCACUACAUCCGCUGCAUCAAACCCAACGAGACCAAGAGGCCCCGAGACUGGGAAGAGAGCAGGGUCAAGCACCAGGUGGAGUACCUGGGCCUGCGGGAGAACAUCCGGGUGCGCAGGGCCGGCUUCGCCUACCGCCGCCAGUUCUCCAAGUUCCUGCAGAGGUACGCCAUCCUGACCCCUGAGACCUGGCCACGGUGGCGUGGGGACGAACGUCAGGGUGUCCAGCACCUGCUUCGGGCGGUCAACAUGGAGCCGGACCAGUACCAGAUGGGGAGCACCAAGGUCUUCGUCAAGAACCCAGAGUCGCUUUUCCUCCUGGAGGAGAUGCGAGAGCGGAAGUUCGACGGCUUUGCCCGCACCAUUCAGAAGGCCUGGAGGCGCCACGUGGCGGUACGGAAGUACCAAGAGAUGCGGGAGGAAGCUUCAAACAUCCUGCUCAACAAGAAGGAACGGAGGAGGAACAGCAUUAAUCGGAACUUCGUCGGGGACUACCUGGGGCUGGAGGAACGGCCAGAGCUACGUCAGUUCCUGGGCAAGAGGGAGCGUGUGGACUUUGCAGACUCGGUCACCAAGUAUGACCGGCGCUUCAAGCCCAUCAAGCGGGACUUGAUCCUGACCCCCAAGUGUGUGUAUGUGAUUGGGCGAGAGAAGGUGAAGAAAGGACCAGAGAAGGGCCAAGUGCGUGAGGUCCUGAAGAAGAAGCUGGAGAUUCAGGCCCUGCGGGGAGUCUCCCUCAGCACGCGACAGGACGACUUCUUCAUCCUCCAAGAGGACGCGGCUGACAGCUUCCUGGAGAGCGUCUUCAAGACCGAGUUCGUCAGCCUUCUGUGCAAGCGCUUCGAGGAGGCGGCACGGAGGCCCCUGCCCCUUACCUUCAGCGACACACUACAGUUCCGGGUGAAGAAGGAGGGCUGGGGCGGAGGCAGCACUCGCAGCGUCACCUUUUCCCGCGGCUCAGGAGACAUAGCGGUACUCAAGGCUGGCGGCAAAACCCUCACGGUCAGCGUGGGCGACGGACUGCCCAAGAGCUCCAAGCCUACACGCAAGGGAAUGGCCCAGGGAAGACCCCGAAGGUCAGCCCCGGCCCCUACCCGGGCGGCCCCUGGCCCCCCCAGAGGCCUGGACCGAAAUGGUGUGCCUCCCUCUGCCAGAGGGGGGCCCCUGCCCCUGGAAAUCACAUCUGGAGGGGGCUCCCAGCGGCCUCCCCGGGGUCCUCCAUCCUCAACCCUGGGGUCCAGUAGACGUCCCCGGGCACGGCCACCCUCAGAGCACAACACAGAAUUCCUCAAUGUGCCUGACCAGGGUGUGGCAGGCAUGCAGAGGAAGCGCAGCGUUGGGCAGAGACCUGUGCCUGGUGUGGGCCGACCCAAGCCCCAACCACGUGUACAUGGCCCAAGGUGCCGGGCACUAUACCAGUACAUAGGCCAAGAUGUCGAUGAGUUGAGCUUCAAUGUGAAUGAAGUCAUCGAGAUCCUCAUGGAAGAUUCUUCAGGUUGGUGGAAGGGCCGCCUACAUGGCCAGGAGGGUCUUUUCCCCGGAAACUACGUGGAGAAGAUCUGAGCCGGGAACAUGGGAUUGUGUCCUCCACCUGCUCGCCUGUCUGUCAGGAUCCAGGCUGUGCCAGCAGAGUCUGGAUUACUUUGGCUGCAUUGGCCAGAAAGUCCAGUUCCGUGGCCUCCAUCCCAUCCCAGACUGUGGGUCUGAAGAGUCACUGCUGCAGCAACCCUCCUAGGCUCUGGCCUCCUUCCUAUCACACCUGCUGCCAAAGUCUGUAUUUCUUCUUGUAUCAAACACGGCUAACAGCAGAACCUACCUCCCAGCUGCCUUAUGUUUAUGAAAUGAAUGUCCUAGGCUGUUGACCAAAUGCCGGGCAUAGUCCAGGGUGAAGGGGCCUUGACAAGUGGGACUUCCCCCUUCUCUCAUCAUAGGCAAUAAAUAUGUGCCUGGUGAAA
Molecule: messenger RNA, 3915 nt
Organism: Marmota monax (woodchuck)
Lineage: Eukaryota; Metazoa; Chordata; Mammalia; Rodentia; Sciuridae
Gene: Myo1f
Product: myosin IF
Exons: 28
Coding region: 227-3523 (1098 amino acids)
Biological process (GO): actin filament organization; vesicle transport along actin filament
Cellular component (GO): vesicle; microvillus; cytoplasm
Molecular function (GO): microfilament motor activity; ATP binding; actin filament binding
Source: RefSeq, a predicted model, not a curated record